CCGACUUGGAUUGAGGGGAGGGGAGUGUGCGUACGCGAGUGAGCGAGCGAGCGAGCACCAGACAGUCAGCUACCCGGGAGAGGCGAUGAUGGCGGCCGCAGUCGAGAGAGGAGGGGUUCGGGCCGCCUUCCUGAACCCGGGGAGCGGCGGUGGCGGUGGACCCGCUCCGGCAACGGUCCCGGCUGCACUGGGAGCUGGGGCCGGAGCCACCGGCUUCGGUUCGGGUGGGUCAGGUCCGAUGCCCGUUCCUAUGAACCUAUUUGCAACAUGGGAAAUAGACCGCUCGUCUCCGAGCUGCGUUCCAAGGUUGUGCAGCCUCACCCUGAAGAAGCUGACCGUGCUGAAGGAGCUGGACAAAGAUCUCAACUCGGUGGUGAUCGCCGUCAAGAUCCAGGGCUCCAAGCGCAUCCUGAGGUCAAACGAGUACGUGCUCCCCCCUGGAGGACUGAUGGAGACAGACCUGGAGCUCACCUUCUCAUUACAGUAUCCGCACUUCCUCAAAAGGGACGCCAACCGGCUGCAGAUCAUGUUGCAGAGGAGGAAGCGAUACAAGAAUCGCACCAUCCUGGGAUACAAGACGCUGGCGUUGGGGGUCAUCAACAUGGCCGAGGUGAUGCAGCACCCCACGGACGGGGGCCAGAUCCUGGGUCUCCAUAGCAACGUGAAGGAGGCCCCGGUGCGGGCGGCGGAGAUCAGCGUGUUCUCUCUCUCCAGCCAGCCCAUCGACCACGAGGACGGCAGCGUGCAGCCAGGCGCCAAGGCCAAGACCUCGGAUCGCUCUCCUGACAUGGAUAACUACUCGGAGGACGAUGAUGACAGCUACUCCUCUGAGCAGGAGGCCAGUGACGACGCUGCUCACGGGCAGGACCUGUACGAUGAAGACGAUGAGGUCAGGAAGCCAAAGAAAUCGCGAAGGAAAAUGAUCAGAACCACCUCCAUGACGAGGCAACCCAACUUUAAGCAGAAGUUUGUGGCCUUACUGAAGAGGUUCAAAGUGACGGACGAGGUUCUGGACUCGGACCCGGUGGACCAGACGCAGGAGGUGGAGGAGGAUCUGGACCUGCUGUACGACAGCCUGGAGGUGUACAACCAGAGCGACAGCGGCCCGGAGGUGGAGGACAACGAGAGCGUGCUCAGCACGCCCAAGCCCAAACUCCGACCGUUCUUUGAGGGGAUGUCCCACUCGAGCUCACAGACGGAGAUUGGGAGCCUGCACAGCCAGAAGAGCCAGCAUCGAAACAUCUCCUCUUCUGGUGACUUCCUGUCUGUGGAGAAGCCCAAAGUGCCCGGGGCCCGGUAUCCUGACAACGGCUCUACAGAGGCUGCACCCGGGGAGCCUGAGGAGGACGAUGUGGGGGUCGGGCCAGGGGUCGGGCCGGGGGCAGGGGUGGGGCCGGGGGAGGUCAGCUGGGACCCCAGCCCUGAAAAACCCCCCGGAUCUGUGGGGAAGCUCUGCAAGACGGAGUCCCAGAACCACAUGUCACCCAGUAAAACGGAGAACAAGCUCCAGCGGAGGCCCCGCAGCACCUCCAUGAAGGACCGGCAGAACAGCAAGGCCCAGAGCGACCGCACCAGCAGCAUGGACAGCGAGAGCUCUCCGGACUCCCGGCUGACUGCGCAGGUCCCCAGGAAGUCGGUGUAUGACCAGCUGAACCAGAUCCUGAUCUCAGACGAGCAACUGCCCGAGAGCAUCAUCCUCAUCAACACCACCGACUGGCAGGGGCCAGGUUACCUGGCGGAGCUCCUUCACCCCACCUGCUCCUCCGCCGAUGUGCAGGCGGCCUUCAACACCAUCGUGACCCGGAUACAGAGAUUCUGCAACUGCAACGCGCAGACCCCGCCCACCAUCAAGGUGGCGGUGACGGGCGACCAGAGCUACCUGAGCACCGUCCUGCGCUUCUUCGUGGAGCAGCUGGCCAACAAGACGCCCGAUUGGCUGAGCUACAUCCGCUUCCUGGUCAUCCCCGUCGGUUCUCAUCCUCUGGCGAAAUACAUGGCGUCGUUUGACAGCAAGUUCAACAACCUGUUCAUGGACACAGCAUGGAGAGAGACCUUCAGCAGGGCAGACCCCCCGUCUUCAGACACCAUGGACGUGGUGGGCCGGGUCACUCAGUACCUGGCGGGGGCCGCAGUGUCCCACCAGUUCCCCAUCUCAGAGGCCAUGCUCACCUACAAACAGAAGAGGAAGAGAAGUUUGUAUUUUGAUUUUUACAUCAGCCCCGACGAGGACUCCUGCCAGAAGUUUGUGCCCUUCAUCGGGGUGGUGAAGGUGGGAAUCGUAGAGCACAGCCUGUCCACUUCAGUGGACUCUGAUGAUGCCAUGGUGGGCGGGAUCAGCAUGCUGUCGUCUCCGCCCCCACAGACAGGGGGCGUGGCUUAUGGGAAGGACAUGACCUGCACCCCGCCCCCCUCCCCAUCAGUUUCCACAGCACUGUCCGGAGCUGGCUCUCCGGGCGCGGGGGGCGAGGUGAUGGGGCUGCAGGUGGAUUACUGGGCGUGGCAGGGUGGGGGCGGGCGGCGGGAGGGCGAGCGGCGGGACGUGGGGCUGAAGAACACGCUGAAGAGCAACUUCCGCUCGCUGCAGGUCAGCCGCCUGCCCAGCGGGGGCGACCUCACCCCCCCGCCCUGCAUGUCCAUGACCGUCGUCACCAAGGAGAAGAACAAGAAGGUGAUAUUCCUUAGUAAGAAGCCCAAGGAGAAAGACAUCGACUCCAAGAGCCAGGUCAUCGACGGCAUCAGCAGGCUGAUCUGCACCGCCAAACACCAGCACACCAUGUUACGAGUCUCCAUUGACGGGGUGGAGUGGAACGAUGUGAAGUUUUUCCAGUUGGCAGCUCAGUGGCCCACUCACGUGAAGCACUUUCCCGUCGGAAUCUUCGGCUACACCAAACCCGUGUGACCGCGCCCCGGCAACCGUCGCCCGGCAACCGUCGCCGCCGCCACCGGCCCAUCUCUUCAGAACGAGGAAGUGCGUCAGACAAGUGUCGCGAGCCAAUCCGUAAUCGUUUUCCUGUGGAAACUCUACGAGCUCAAAUCCGGUGUGCUCAGUGCAGGAGUGUCGUUGUCCUUGUUUUCUGGGGAAUUAUUAUUUAAAAUGGUUUUUUUGGGGGGUUUUUUUACACCAGCGAAAGGAACGGUGGAUCUUUUUGUAAGAAUCUACACUGCCACUGAAAUCCAAUAUUGGGCUUAGGAAAAAAAAAAAAAGAAAAGAAACACUAAAUUUGGUGGUUGGCAGCUGUGUUUGCACUUUGUUUUUUGUUGUUUUUUUAUUGUUUCUGUGAAAUGUUGUGGGUCGUUGUCGUGUAAUCUGU
Molecule: messenger RNA, 3311 nt
Organism: Conger conger (European conger)
Lineage: Eukaryota; Metazoa; Chordata; Actinopteri; Anguilliformes; Congridae
Product: phosphofurin acidic cluster sorting protein 2
Biological process (GO): protein localization to plasma membrane
Molecular function (GO): transmembrane transporter binding
Source: RefSeq, a predicted model, not a curated record